UAUGAACUGUAUUCAUAACCGUUCAGCGUUCAACGUGCGGUCAAUAUAGGAGCUGUGGUACACAAACAACCAACAUCGGGUUGAUUUGUUUGGCCAUAUGAUCCCUGUAAAUUACUGAUUUUUCUUUUAGACUAAUUAACGAAAAUAAUCAAUUAUUUAUUUCCGUAAAAAGAUUAUGCAGUUUUACAUUGUUUUAUUUGUGUACGUGUAUGUUUUAUUAUCAUCUGUUAUAAGUUACGAUUUGGCGGAUUUAACUUUAGUAGGGUUAGCCUCAAAUCCAAAUGUGGUACCAGAAGGAUAUGAAAAUAAUUAUGAAAAGUGUUUGGCAAAAAGAAAAGUAUUAUUUGGAAAUACUUGUUGGGACUUGUUAACUAAAGGACCUUGUCACAAAGGUCAGUGGUUAGUUAUAAACCCUGAUGGUUUAGAUGAUACCAAUCAACCAAUUAAAGCGCAAUGUGUCAGACGCCGAUGUAGUGAAGGAGAUGUUUACUGGCCAUUAGAUGGAUUCUGUCACCGAAUGAAUGAAUCGUCAAGACAAUUAUGUCCUAACCAAAAUACCCGAUUGGCUGUCGAUGCUUAUGGUGAGGGUUAUUGCAGGUGUUCAGAUAACAUGGCUAUGCGCUACGCACGUGUCGACGAACAACUCAACACAGCUUGUUAUCCUGUUUACACUCAAGGUCCAUGUCGCCUGGGCUAUGUAGUAACUGAAACGCAAGGACCUGGGUUUGGAAAUUGUACUGUAGACACAUGCAUGUCAUUAACGCGAUGGCGAUGGGCCCCGAUAUCUUUAAACUCACCCCAAGCUCCAUGGACCAACGGACGGUGUUACGAGCUGUACACCAAUGGACCGUGUCCUAACAAUGAACAAUUCACAGUCCUUCUAGACAGCAGAAAACCAGGAUGCAGUCAACGGCAAGCACCUUUGAAUUUGUUCAGUAGCAUGCCAACUCGAUGCGACAUGGACCACAAUGGUGAAUGUGUAGAUGCUGUUCAAUUAUCCAACACCACAACUGCAGAUUAUACAGCACAACUAUUGAUUUCAGCGAUUCGACAUAAACGCACAAAGAGAAAAUGGACAUACAGUUAGCCUUAGAUGCAUAAUGUUCGAGCAAACUUGUUGUGCUAUAAUAUUACCCAGCAUGGUAUAUCCUUAGUCAUUUAUUUAUGUUAUCAGUUCUAUUCUAAGACUACAAGGGACGUUAUACGAAAAUUAAAACUAGCUGUUAUGAAUAAAGUAUUUGUUUUUAUAUCGCAUGAGUCGAUACACGUGUAAUAAUUAUUAAAUGUAUUUUUUUUA
Molecule: messenger RNA, 1297 nt
Organism: Daktulosphaira vitifoliae (grape phylloxera)
Lineage: Eukaryota; Metazoa; Arthropoda; Insecta; Hemiptera; Phylloxeridae
Exons: 3
Coding region: 176-1087 (303 amino acids)
Source: RefSeq, a predicted model, not a curated record